Messenger RNA from Spinacia oleracea (spinach), 2524 nucleotides. Its product is annotated as BTB/POZ domain-containing protein At5g48800. The coding region runs from base 462 to 2294 and encodes 610 amino acids. The record is from RefSeq and is a predicted model, not a curated record. The transcript has 4 exons. Lineage: Eukaryota; Viridiplantae; Streptophyta; Magnoliopsida; Caryophyllales; Amaranthaceae. Gene Ontology annotation, molecular function: protein binding.
CUUUUUAACGGCUUUCUAAAUUUCCAUUAAAAAAUCAUCUUUUUUUUUGUUUUAAUUUUAUUCUUGAUAAUCCAUAAAAAGUAAUUUCAGCUGAUGAUUUCCCAGUUUUAGUUUUGAUUUAUGAGAGAGAAAGAGUGAGAUUUUGAUGAUGAUGAUGUUUAUGACCCACCACCACCAUAUAGGGCCAGUGUUGGUAUGGACAAGAGCAAUCUAUGCCUUUGAUCACCAAUUGUUCGAUGAAAUUCCCCAAAGAAUUUUCCCACCCAAAAAUAAAAUAAAAUAAAACAGCUUCACCUGGGUCAUUGUCUUUGCUAAAUUUCUGUGUUUCUUCCUCAUUUCACUCUCUUUAGCCCCACUUUCACUGCCACCAUCUCUUCUGUCUACUUACACAAGAAUCCCAAUUCUGUUUUCUCCCUCCUUUUUCGUGUUCUUCUUCUUCAUCAUCGUCUUCCUCAUUGGCAAUGGACCGCGCUGAUAGGCACCACCUUCCCUUGUCUAAAAGCUCGCGACAGCGUUCCAACGAAUGGAUAUUUAGAGAUGUUCCCAGUGAUAUCACCAUAGAAGUUCCUGGAGGGACAUUUGCGCUUCAUAAGUUCCCUUUAGUCUCCCGUAGUGGAAGAUUACGCAAGUUAAUAGCUGAUUACCGAGAUUCUGAUAAAUCAAAGAUUGAGCUUCCCAACCUGCCUGGAGGUGCUGAAACAUUUGAGUUGGCAGCAAAGUUUUGCUAUGGAAAUAACUUUGAGAUCACGCCAGCUAAUGUUGCCCAGCUCUGCUGCAUCUCUGAUUACCUGGAAAUGACUGAAGGUUACUCGAAAGACAGUCUUGGUUCUCGAGCUGAAGAAUACCUUGACAGUGUAGUUUGCAAGAACCUGGAAAUGUGCGUUGAAGUUCUAAAGCAAUGUGAAGCCCUUCUCCCACUGGCAGAUGAACUGAAAAUAGUUGGGAGGUGCAUUGAUGCUAUAGCCUCCAAGACAUGUACAGAACAGAUUGCUUCAAGUUUCUCAAGGUUGGAGUACAGCAGCUCAGGGAGGCUAAACUUAUGCAGGCCUGUGAAAUGUGAAGGGGACUGGUGGAUUGAAGAUCUUUCAGCCCUUCGAGUAGACUUGUACCAAAGAGUUAUAUCAGCAAUGAAAUGUAGAGGGGUUAGACCAGAGAGUAUAGGUGCUUCACUUAUAAACUAUGCAGAAAAGGAGUUGACAAAGAAAGCCAGCUUGUGGAAUGCUUCUGGCCAAUCAAGACCCGAUGUUAUUGCUGGGUCUGGUAGCCAUGAAAGAAUUGUGGUUGAAACAAUUGUCAGUCUAUUGCCGGUAGAGAAACUAGUUGUGCCUUUAAGUUUCCUAUUUGGGCUUCUGAGAAGUGCUAUUUUGCUGGAUUGUUCUGUUGCAUCCAGGCUUGAUCUAGAGAGAAGGAUUGGAUCCCAAUUAGAUAUGGCCACUUUGGAUGACAUCUUGAUCCCUUCAUUUCGUCAUGCUGGAGACACUCUAUUUGAUGUGGAUACGGUUCAUAGGAUCUUGAUUAACUUCUCUCAGCAAGAUGAUAGUGAAGAAGAAUUAGAAAAUGUAUCCGUUUUUGAAUCAGAUAGUCCUCAGUCACCUUCUCAGGGUGCUCUGUUUAAAGUCUCAAAGUUGGUGGACAAUUACCUUGUUGAGAUUGCCCCGGAUGCAAACCUCAAGCUUAAUAAGUUUUUAGUUAUUGCAGAAGCUUUGCCAGAACAUGCACGCACCGUUCAUGAUGGAUUAUAUAGAGCAAUUGACGUUUAUUUGAAGGCACACCAAGCUUUAUCAGAUGCUGAAAAAAGGAAGCUUUGCAAGCUGAUUGACUUCCAAAAGCUGUCACAAGAAGCGGGAGCACAUGCAGCUCAAAAUGAGCGGCUUCCACUACAGUCAAUAGUCCAAGUACUCUAUUUCGAGCAGCUAAGACUCCGAAAUGCCUUAGGUUGCUCCUUCCCAGAAGAAGAACCAAAGCCGAUGUUUCAUUCAUGGCGUGUGAAUAGUGGAGCUCUAAGUGCAUCAAUGUCUCCCAAAGACAACUAUGCUUCACUAAGGAGAGAGAAUAGAGAGCUAAAACUUGAGCUGGCUCGGAUGAGAAUGAGACUCAAUGAUUUGGAAAAGGAUCAUGUUUGUAUGAAAAGGAACAUGCAAAAAUCUGGUUCUCGGAAAUUUAUGAGCUCUUUCUCAAAGAAGCUAGGCAAGCUAAGCUUCUUUGGACAUACUUCUUCCAGGGGAUCGAGUUCUCCUACUCCUUCAAGACAGUCGCAGAUAACAGAUUCAAAGGUGACCGAUAGAACGUAUUGAUGUUUUGGCAUGAGCAGCAAUGCAAACAAGGGGUUUUCAGCUUCCUUUUUUCUUGCUACUUGCCAUGCUCUGCCUCUUAAUUAAUUUUGUAUAUGAUUUUAUGCCUUUUAGUGAUAACACUCCUUUUUUCGGAUUAAGAAAUGUUACAAAGAAAUAGAGAUCCUGUAUUAUUUUUGCAGUUACUCCAGUUUUUUUCUUGGUAUAUAUAAACUUAAAACUUAUUAUAUACA